AUGACAUCAAACCCAAACAGCCAGGCUCCUUCGGACGCCGUGCCCACAGCCAAGUUCUUACAAGCCCGAAUCACAGCUCUUUCAACUACUCUCAUCAAGCGGCUAGAGAACAUCUUUGCGGUUGCCUUAGAUGACACGGCGUCUCGGACAAUGGGUGGCAAUGCGCCAGUCCCUCCAUCGUUGACUGAGACGUCGGCCCAACAAUUCCAACUCGACGUCGAAUCCACAGCAGUCAUUCGGGCAGCCGAGGAAAUCAUGAUGCUGACGAGGACAAUGAAGGAGAUUUGGCUCUUCGGCGGCUUGGAUACUCUGGCGGCGGAUCACGAAGACAAAGACGUGAACGGGCAAGACGAGGCAGCGCAGAGGAAGAUGGAAGAAGAUAUCCGGAUCGUCGAGGAAGGUUUUAGGAACUUCCUCGAAAGGUACGAAACGUCACUUGUUCGUGAUGGCGGCGACGAACACGCCUAG
Molecule: messenger RNA, 468 nt
Organism: Cladophialophora yegresii CBS 114405
Lineage: Eukaryota; Fungi; Ascomycota; Eurotiomycetes; Chaetothyriales; Herpotrichiellaceae
Exons: 2
Coding region: 1-468 (155 amino acids)
Biological process (GO): regulation of transcription by RNA polymerase II
Cellular component (GO): mediator complex
Molecular function (GO): transcription coregulator activity
Source: RefSeq, a predicted model, not a curated record